Messenger RNA from Schistocerca serialis cubense, 1308 nucleotides. Its product is annotated as lathosterol oxidase-like. The coding region runs from base 1 to 1308 and encodes 435 amino acids. Gene Ontology annotation, molecular function: C-4 methylsterol oxidase activity; iron ion binding. Gene Ontology annotation, biological process: sterol biosynthetic process. The record is from RefSeq and is a predicted model, not a curated record. NCBI's taxonomy places the organism in Eukaryota, Metazoa, Arthropoda, Insecta, Orthoptera, Acrididae. The transcript is spliced from 6 exons.
AUGGGGGCGAGCAAGAGGAGCCGCGGCGUCGCCAACGGGGCAGCCAAGGGAGUGUCCAACGGGACAGCCAAGGGAGUGUCCAACGGGACAGCCAAGGGAGUGUCCAAUGGGGCAGCGAAGACCGUGGCCGUCGAGAAUGCCGCCGACCAGCCCCGCAAGUUUUUCGACCCCAUGGCCGUCACCUGGAUGGAGAAGUACAACGCGCCCAUGGAGAAGAUUUGGAGCCGCCUUCCAUCCUUCGUCCGCUCCACCAUCGUCACGCUCGCCGUAUUUAUCCUCGGAGCCACAAUGAGAGGUGAGUGGCUGCUGACGGCCGUGCACACGGCGCGCUACCUGGGCUGGGAGCUGGGCGACCGCUCCGAGGGCUGGGACUUCUCGUGGCAGAACCUCAGCCUGGAGGCGCUGCGCCUCAAGAACCUUCGCGUCUACUGGAUGGUCGCCUCAUUCGUCUCCUACUUCAUGUACUUCAGCAUUGGCGGUUUCCUACACUGGUACUUCUACGUGCGGCAGCGCGACCGCCCCGAGGAGUGGAAGUGCCAGCCCACCAAGUUCCUGUCGCCGGAGCUGGAGCGCCACGAGAUCCUCGUGGGCUCCUUCAGCCUGCUCAUCACCAGCUCCUUCACGGCCACGCUCGCCUGCUACAUCAGCAACGGCGGCUGGAGCAGAGUCUACUACGAGUUCGACGAAUACGGCUGGACCUGGUGGUUCCUGCAAUGGGCGGUUAUAUUCAUCUACCAGGACUACGCGACCUACUGGCUGCACCGCAUCUACCACACGCCGUUCCUUUACAAGCAUUUCCACAAGCUGCACCACAAGUACAAGCAACCGACGGCCUUCUCCGUGACAGCCAUCCACCCAGUGGAGAUCAUGCACAUCCAGAUUACGCUGUGUCUGCCGCUCUUCGUCAUCCCCUGCCACUUCGUCCCCUUCUGUGGCGUGGCGCUCUACACGUACUACCACGGCAUAAUCGAUCACUCUGGCAUCAACUUCAAGGCAUACUGGUGGCAGCCCUGGCAGCCAGACGCUAUCUUCCACGACAACCACCACCAGUACUUCCACGUCAACUUUGCCUUCAACAUAUACAUUUGGGACAAGCUGCACGGAACGUACCGGCAGAAGGACCGGCUGUACACGGAAGACACGUUCUACGGCCGUGGCAAGGCGCUGUCGGAGGCUACAGAAGAAGAGCGCCAGCAGGACCUCACUGAACGGCUGUCUGAGAACCCGCGCGCCUACCGUAGUGGCACACUCGAGUACAAGUUGGAAGGGGCCGAAGCCGCGACUCGCAAGCGGGCGGCCGCCCACUGA